Kockovaella imperatae is the source of this 796-nucleotide messenger RNA. RefSeq lists its product as hypothetical. The coding region runs from base 134 to 595 and encodes 153 amino acids. The transcript is spliced from 4 exons. The record is from RefSeq and is a predicted model, not a curated record. Lineage: Eukaryota; Fungi; Basidiomycota; Tremellomycetes; Tremellales; Cuniculitremaceae.
GUGAUGCAGCGGCAGAUGUUAGACCCAAUGCGACAUCAGCUCUUCAGUCAUCUACUUUUCAGCUCCUCCGUCAGAGCUGAACGUCGCGGCGUCUUCGUUGACCGUACUGGAUCUCCUUGGCCUCUCUGGCAGAAUGGUCUCGCCGGUAAGAUCCCUCAGACUUAUUGGCUUUUGGUUGCUAUCGUUCAUCGCGGUCGCUCACGCAAGUCAGCCUCGCAAUCACGCACACACUCCUUUGCGGAAGGGCCGAAGAGGCUCCCAUGGUCUGGAUCGUAGGGACGAUACCGUCAUCUGGAAUGCAGGAGGUCCCUCGACCGAUGAUCUGCGGACCACUACCGCAGACCUGAUGGUCGAAGACUCUGAUAUCAAGGCCAUCCUCUUCGUGCUUACGAAACUGACGCACGGGAAAUGGAUCAUGGACCUCAUGGGCCAACCUGUACCUCUCGAAUCCGAUGCUCCGUUGAAUGCGUAUUCGGGGUCUCAAGCUGCAUACUCAAUCUAUGAUUCGACAUUCUACCGACAUCAAGUGAACAUCAGCGUCUCCGGCACAGGCCCAGUGUCAGUCAUUCCACCGUGUGAUCGCCAAUCUCACUAGACACUGAUGCUUUUUCGCAGCUGGGCUCAUGGCUAUGAACAAGCUUUCAAUCAGAGUCAAGGGUCCAUCUCCAACCUCUUGGCAAGUGGUGAAAGCUGGGACCUCACCACGAAGCUGAGAGCCAUCUCGGGGUAUCCAACGAGAAAGCUACCAGCUAGCGUCCUCGGAGGGUCGACAGACUAUUUGUGGAACUUUGUUAGG